This is a messenger RNA of Thermothelomyces thermophilus ATCC 42464, 1674 nucleotides long. RefSeq lists its product as uncharacterized. The record is from RefSeq and is a predicted model, not a curated record. Gene Ontology annotation, molecular function: dipeptidase activity. The transcript has a single exon. Bases 304 to 1536 code for a protein of 410 amino acids. Lineage: Eukaryota; Fungi; Ascomycota; Sordariomycetes; Sordariales; Chaetomiaceae.
CAACAAGCCGCGACGAUCCCCCAGCUUUCCGCGUUGGUCGCGGGGUCGAGACCUUUGCCCAAGUUGUGGUGGGGCAAGCGCCGGGCCUGGACUGGAAGGUGGGAUGUUAAAGUUAGGCACCUACUGUGUACUCUGAGUACACAGGCAAGACGGGGAACGAUCGUAGUACGAUCUCCCGGCCCACCGGGCUCGAUCGACUAUUAUCUUCGUUUGAUGUUCUGGGGAUCUCGCCUCUCCAGCUGCUCUUGUCGAACCACUCACCAUUACAGCACUCGCAUCAAUCCGUUCCAUCUCGCCUGAGCCAUGGCCAGCAGCAACAUUACCAGCGUCAUCAACGAAGAGAUCAGACAGCGUAAAGGUGAGAUCUCGACCAUCAACAGGCAAAUCCAUGCCAACCCCGAGCUGGCGUACGAGGAACACAAAGCCCACGAUGUCUUCGUCAAGACCUUGGAGUCCCUGAACUUUCAGGUGACUCCCCAUGCCUACGGCCUCGCAACCGCCUUCUCGGCGGAGUACGGCUCCGGCGGCCGCCUCGUCAUCUAUAACGCCGAGUACGACGCCCUCCCGGGCAUCGGCCACGCGUGCGGGCACAAUCUGAUUGCCUCAGCCUCCUUUGCCGCCUUUCUCGGGGCCGCCGCGGCUCUCAAAGCCUCCGGGCGGCCGGGUCGCGUCCGGCUGCUCGGCACUCCCGCCGAGGAAGGCGGCGGCGGCAAGCUCAAGCUGAUCGAGGCGGGCGCAUACAAGGGCGCGUCCGCCUGUCUGAUGGUGCAUCCGGGGCCCGGGCACAACAUGCCAGCCCCUCUCCGCGGCGUCGCCUUCGCGCCCAUGCUGGCCAACGUCAAGAUGCGUGUGCACUUCGCGGGCCGCGAGGCGCACGCCUCCAUCGCGCCCUGGGACGGCGUCAACGCGCUCGACGCCGUGUGCCUGUCCUACAACGCCAUCAGCAUGCUGCGCCAGCAGAUCCGGCCCUACGAGCGCAUCCACGGCGUGUUCCGCUCCGCCGGCGACAGGCCCAACGUCACGCCGGCCGACUGCACCGUGGAGUACUACUGCAGGAGCGCGACCAAGUGCGGGGCCGAGGUGCUGUGGCAGCGGGUGCAGAAGUGCUUCGAGGGCGCCGCGAUCGCGACGGGCUGCGAGAUGCGGCUCGAACCGAUAAACUCGUACGCUGACCUGCGUUUCAGCCGGGCCUUGUGCGAAGCCUAUGUCGGAGCGAUGCCUGAGGGGACGGUGUCGCUCGGUACGCCGGCGGAUAUCCUUGCGGGGAGCACGGAUAUGGGCAACGUGUGCUACGAGUGUCCCGGGUUCCAUGGCGUGUUCGGCAUUGGAACCAAAGAGGGCCAGGCAAACCAUACAAAGGGGUUCACUGCGGCCUCUGGGACGGAGGACGCGUUUGAGCGAGCUCUGGAGUGCGGAAGGGGCAUGGCUGAGGUAGGAUGGAAGGUUCUGAGCGAUGACGCAUUUGCGGAAAGGGUGGAAAAAGAAUGGAAGGAGGAUAUGAAGCAGGCUGCGGAGGGUAAGGCAGCUUCCAUAUGAAGAGAUGGCGAUCUAAGUUCAAUGAAAAGAAGAAAACACUAGAUAAAAGAGUAGGAAUUCCCGGAGAUAUCGCCCUGCUAUGACUGGAACCACGGUGAUUUCGGAAAACAGAAAACAAAAAAGCGAAAAUUGUGUUCG